AUCGUUUAGUUAAAAAGCGAAGACGAUGUGGUUUUUGAAGCGGAGUUAGCAAUUGUUAAGCGCUCAGAAGUGAUACGAUCACUGAUUGAAAUGGACGAGGAUGUCUUGGAUGAACCUAUUCCUUUAUCCAAUAUUAAGUCUGAUUUUUUAAGAAAGAUAAUUGAAUUCGCCACUCAUCAUAAAGAUGAUCCGAUAAUAAAAAAUGUCAAUGAGGACGUUCAAAUGACGGAGUGGGACCGAGAAUUUCUGCAGGUUGAUGCUGACAUACUUGCGAAGCUUUUGGAAUCAGCUUACCGUUUAGGUGUAGAUGAUUUGACACACCUCAUAUGUAAGCAAAUAGCAGACAUCAUUAAAGAAUUAUCUGUGGAAGAACUUAAAGUAUUUUGGAAAAAUUUCCAUCAAAAUGAGUUACAUACUAUAGAAGUUUAUGUUAGAAUAGCUCCACGACGAUUUUCGACGAUUAUUUUGUCUUCUUUUAACAAUUAG
Trichogramma pretiosum is the source of this 486-nucleotide messenger RNA. Its product is annotated as E3 ubiquitin ligase complex SCF subunit sconC-like. NCBI's taxonomy places the organism in Eukaryota, Metazoa, Arthropoda, Insecta, Hymenoptera, Trichogrammatidae. Gene Ontology annotation, molecular function: cullin family protein binding. The transcript has 2 exons. The record is from RefSeq and is a predicted model, not a curated record. The coding region runs from base 91 to 486 and encodes 131 amino acids. Gene Ontology annotation, biological process: SCF-dependent proteasomal ubiquitin-dependent protein catabolic process. Gene Ontology annotation, cellular component: nucleus; cytoplasm.